Messenger RNA from Nicotiana tabacum (common tobacco), 1632 nucleotides. RefSeq lists its product as uncharacterized. Lineage: Eukaryota; Viridiplantae; Streptophyta; Magnoliopsida; Solanales; Solanaceae. The record is from RefSeq and is a predicted model, not a curated record.
UUUCACUGACCCUUCAGUCUGAAAAUCGAAGCUUCUUUUCUUUCAGUAUUUUUCUCCUAUUUUGACUUGGAAAAUUGUUUAUGCCUUUAUGGUAUAUUUCCUGAAAUUGCCGUAUUUUUUCUUUAUUUGAUAAUAUUUUAACAGUGUUGUGAUCUUUGAUUUCACCGUAAAGGAAGGGUCUUUGCCUAAGCAGUCAAAUUCAGAUUUUUCGUUCAGAUCAUUCUUGAAUUGGCCUUUUCUUCACUGUGGUUCUUUCUUCAGUGAGCUUGAUAUACCUUGAGUAUAGGAUAUAAUGCGUACAAAAGCACUUCUUGCUCAAUGCUUGCCUGGUUUCAUAUCUCAAGACCGAGGGUGUCACAUGUCAGUGAUAUCCGACAGAGAUGUCCAUCUUCCCUCACCAGCUGUAGAAAUAGUUCCAUCAAAGGCUGCUCAUCCCUACAAAUAUGCUGGUGAGGCUGUAGAUUUACAAGGAAUCAAUUUCUUCAAGGGUAGAGUCAGUGUCGCUGAUAUAAUUGGGUUCACUGGUUCAGAAGCAAUAUCCUCAAAGUCAGAUGGACAUCUUAAAUCUUGGGACAGCUCAAUUGAUCUUGUUAAUGUUCUCAAGCAUGAGAUUCGGGAUGGACAACUGAGCUUAAGAGGCAAAAGGGUACUUGAGCUUGGUUGCAGUCAUGGGCUUCCUGGAAUUUUCGCUUUUUUGAAGGGAGCUUCGACAGUACAUUUUCAAGACCUCAGUGCAGAAACUAUAAGAUGCACCACCAUCCCUAAUGUUUUAGCAAACCUUGAGCAGGCCCGUGAUAGACAGAGCCGCCAACCUGAGAGCCCUUUGACUCCUUCAAGACAGAUUCUUGCUCCGGUGGUCCACUUUUAUGCUGGAGAGUGGGAGGAACUCCCUACAGUCUUAUCUGUGGUGAGGAAUGAUAUAUCCGAGGUACCAACAGGGAUGAGCCUUAGCUUGUCAGAGGAGGAUUUCAUGGAUGGCUGUAGUAGCCAAGAAGGUAGCAUAUUGGCGCAGGAGUCUUCCUUGAGGAGAUCUAGGAAGCUCUCUGGAAGCAGAGCAUGGGAGAGGGCUAAUGAUGCAGACAAUGGCGAAGGUGGAUAUGAUGUAAUUUUAAUGACUGAACUUCCCUACUCAGUGCCCUCCCUCAAGAAGCUACAUGGGCUGAUAAAGAAGUGUCUGAGGCCUCCCUAUGGAGUAAUAUACCUGGCUGCUAAAAGGAAUUACGUGAGCUUUAACAGUGCAGCACGGCAUCUGAGAAGCGUGGUAGACGAGGAAGGUGUUUUUGGCGCCCAUUUAGUGAAAGAGCUAACAGACAGAGAGAUCUGGAAAUUCUUUUUCAAAUAAAAGGCAUUUCUUCAACAGCCGAAAUUUUAUUCAUCUAACAUUGUUCUUACUUUUAUGCUUCUAUAUUUAUUUAUCUUACAUGCGUUAUGUGAUGAUAGAUUGACAUUAUACGUGGCUUUGAGUCCUGUUAGUCUACUUAUGUAGUUAUUUUUGCUUGUGGACCUUUUCUUCCUUAUCUUGAAGGUGUAAAUUAAAUGUAUAUUUUCUUGAUUUAUACAUGAUGUAAUGAUUCUCCACUUGGGCUAGAUUGAAAUGUCACAUUAAUCAUAAUUCCUUUGAUUGGUUUGAAA